AUGCGUCCGCAGGGUCUAGCCGGGCUCAUCGCCGGCCUCUUGACAGGACUUGGCCAUGCUGAAGACCCCCCAACCACAACCCCAACUCAAACUCCGCCGCCAGACCUGGGCAUCUGGAAGCUCGAUGUCAGCUGUGCGCCAUACUACACCGACAUCGAGAGGGCCUACGGUGACGUGAGUAAAAUGGUAGCCAAGACUGUCAAGGAUCUUGAGAUUGUUCUGGAAAAGCGCCCUGGUAAAAAACCCAUCAAGAACCAGAAGACAUGGGAUCGCAUUGGUAGAGCCAUGGGUCCCAUGUUUGGAUUCGUCCCCGAUCCCAACAAGGUUGAGACCUUUCAGGACAACUACUGGAAGGACCUUUGGUACGUCUAUGACCGAAUGAACAGGGCUUUCCAGGGGGAUCAGACUUUGAAGGUCGGUUAUGGCAGUAGACAGCCUACCAUCCUGUGCAGCGAUGAUCGGUGGGAGUGGAAAGACAUAGACGCCGAGGAUCCCUUACUCCCAGGCACGGGAAAGAAGCUGAAGGACCGGCCCGAGUCAACAUCCCAGGGAGUGCAGUGGGCCGGGGCCUAUUACUGGGAUGGGCGACUGUGGUGGCGCAGCGGACCACGAAACAUUCCUUCAGCCUGUACACCAGACACUAUGGGAUACACUAAGACCAACUUGGACAUGAUACAGCUUUGCGAUGAAAUUCUCAAGGACGGCAAGGCUAUGAAGGGAUCCGCAGUCCUGGCAUCUGGCUCACUCAUAGGCCAGAAGCUGGACCAGUGGAGCCACACCCUGCCCAACAUUCUCUUCCACGAGUUUUCUCACUGGUUUGGAGCCGAUGGGAGAGGUCUGGCAACCAACAGACACAUCCUUGACCAAAAUGCCGUCGACAAGGACGGCAGGUGGCUUUACAGGGACGCAAGUGGUACAUAUUCAUCACACAAACACUUAUUGAGCAAGGCGGAGCGUGACAACCAAGGGUUGACGAGGGUUACUACCUACAAAUUUAAUAACAUCCUCAACCUCGCUACAAACUUCAAUUCCAAGAAGGCUGCCCAGAGGGCCGGGCCAGACAAGUGCCUCUUCAACGCCGACUCGUACAACGUUUUCGGCACAAUGAUGUAUCUAGACGACUACGAUUGGUCUACUGGGAAGGCAGAAUCUAUUGAAAAGCAUAACAAACCUCCUGCAGUUCCGACAUCGACUGCAACUAAGAUACCGUAG
This is a messenger RNA of Fusarium vanettenii 77-13-4, 1212 nucleotides long. RefSeq lists its product as uncharacterized. Bases 1 to 1212 code for a protein of 403 amino acids. The record is from RefSeq and is a predicted model, not a curated record. The transcript is spliced from 5 exons. Gene Ontology annotation, molecular function: metallopeptidase activity. NCBI's taxonomy places the organism in Eukaryota, Fungi, Ascomycota, Sordariomycetes, Hypocreales, Nectriaceae.